Molecule: messenger RNA, 360 nt
Organism: Candidula unifasciata
Lineage: Eukaryota; Metazoa; Mollusca; Gastropoda; Stylommatophora; Geomitridae
Source: the annotation of a GenBank genome assembly
AUGGCGCAGACGAUUGUUCAGCUCCAAAGACAUCCAGGAACCCCAUGGGGAUUUAGACUACAAGGUGGACGAGACUUUUCCUCAGAACUCAGUGUGAAAAAGAUUCACCCGGGCAGCCCAGCAGAGGGCCAGCUCCGACCCGGCGACCGUAUCGUCGCUAUAGGCAACACUCCCACCGCCAACCUGACGCAUAUGCAAGCCAAUCGUCUCAUCAAAAGUGCCGGGAAUGUAGUCCAGUUCACUAUCAUCAGAGGACCAUCCACUGACUUCUCUCACAUCAAACCGUCAGGUCCUGUGAAAUUUUCUCCAUGGAAGUACAAUCAGCAACUGCAGCAGCAGCAACAUCAAAAUCACUACUAG